Rhipicephalus microplus (southern cattle tick) is the source of this 4983-nucleotide messenger RNA. RefSeq names its product dnaJ homolog subfamily B member 9-like. Gene Ontology annotation, biological process: ERAD pathway. NCBI's taxonomy places the organism in Eukaryota, Metazoa, Arthropoda, Arachnida, Ixodida, Ixodidae. The record is from RefSeq and is a predicted model, not a curated record. Gene Ontology annotation, cellular component: endoplasmic reticulum. Gene Ontology annotation, molecular function: protein-folding chaperone binding; misfolded protein binding.
CGGCUGAGGAAGGAAGACUACUACAAGCUGUUGGGCGUCAAGCGCACGGCCUCUGAUCGGGAGAUUAAGAAGGCGUUCCGCAAGCUAGCCCUCAAGUACCACCCAGACAAGAACAAGGAGCCCGACGCCGAAGAGAAGUUCAAGAAUAUCGCGCAAGCUUACGAGGUCUUGUCGGAUGCCGAGAAGCGCAAGAAGUAUGAUCAAUUUGGCAGCUCCGCCUUCAAGCAAGGUGGAGAAGGGGCCAACACGCAGUUCCAUGACUUUGACAUGCACGACUUCUUCCGUCACUUCGACGACGCCUUCAACUUCCACCAGCAGCAGCACGGCAGGGCGCACUUCCAUGGCCAUCCCGACUUUGGCCAGCAGAAGCCGCACCAGCACCAUCACCAUGGGGGCCCACGCUCCUUCUUCGGCAAUGCGUUCAACAUGGAGGACCUCUUUUCCGACUUCGACGACGAGCGUGACAACUGGAUGGGUGGCGGCGGUCCCUUCGGGGAAGUCUUCGGUGGCGGUGACUCCUUCGCGAGUUCGCACUUUGCGCGCCAUGCACAGAAUCACCAUUCCAACAUGUUUCACCAACGGAGUGGUGGGCAAGGCCACUGCAAGACUGUCACACAGAGAGUUGGCAACAUGGUGACAACGUACACCCAGUGCUCAUAAGAACCAAAGAAGCUUCGUGAGUGCGUCUCCCGAUCCUGAGCAAAACCCAGGACUGUAAACUUCAAGGUGCCCACGGCAUGUGCUCGCAGAAAGCAUGCCGACUGGAACGCCUUACUCUGAUCUGUGAUGUUUGGCCUGCAGUUUUCUACCGACUGCUGCUAUCUAGCUAUGGAUUUGUUUUGUUGUUUUUUUAUUUUGUACAUACCGAAGUCUAUUUUCAGAACAUAUUUUUUUCCUUUAAGUAAAUCGUGUGCGUAAUGGUGGCUCUGACUGGGUAUGGCGCUGAAGAAAUUUUAACAGCUUAAGCUGUGGGAAUGUAGGCACGCAUAGUUGUCCAGUGCCGCUAUAUUGUUCUUAGCACACGGAGUAUUACAGAGCCUUUCUGUACUUGGAUAAUUCAGCCAUUGUGAGUAAGAAAUAACUUGGUGUGGCUCUUGGCUGAUCGCCAAAAGUGGUGAUGUUUCACCAUGCACGUUGUGUAUGUAUUUGUAUAGCCAGCAGAACUGCUGCCUACGUUGUACGCCAGGUUAUCUGUUUCAACAGACAUUGAAGAUUGCUUGUGGUAGAUAAUGCAACUCUCGCAUCACCUUGUCUAUUUGAACAGGUGGAUGCUAGUGAAGAUGCAUAUUGUUGGAUGAUGGCAGUUAAUGUACUUCCACACAUUAUUAUGUCAAUUCUUUGCCUUAUAUUGUUGUAGGGCCCUAUUGCAUAAUCUGAAUCCAAGCAGUAAUAGAGAGCUUGCAAGUAUUGCCUGGAACAUAAAUGCUUUUUUUUUUUACCAUGCAUUUUGAAGACAUUAUUUAUUAUAACCGGUGAUUCGUGCAUAAUUUCUAUGUCGUGCAAGGUAAUUUCUGUACUGCUUGGCUGUUGCACUACUAAUAGUACCUGUGUGUGAUUUAAUUAGAAAGAUAAUUUGUGAGCCGAGGUAACUGGCAAAUAUCACAGUGCUAUUAAGUAUCCAUGCAGUGUCUGUUUCUUCAAGUAAUCCAGGCAAUGUAAGACUGUUGCAUUAUCUAACGCAGUGGAAGUUUAAGUCUGUUUUCAUUAGAUAGACUACGUAAUUUGAGCACUAAGGAAGAGUGUUAGCUAGUAGUCCUUGCGGCAAUGACAUGUUGCUAAAAGAUCGGUGGUAGACUGGGAAGUACUUUGGAGAGUCUAAUGGUAGAUUUGUUGGGCAGCCAAGGUGCAAGCAAGAACGGUUUUGUUUUGAAAUUUCGGAAAGUGCUGGAAACAUAAAUUUAAUACUUAUGUAGGUCUUAUGAAUGUCUUACUACAGGCAGGUCUGUUGUAGACUUGCUAUGGAGAUGUUGUAGAUGUGCACUUUGAUUUAUGUUUGACGCAUUAUAACACAUUAUUGGGACAAGAUAGAGGUGGUUGUAUGCUGAUGAUGCUAGGUUGAUGUAAUUUAGCAAAAAAACUGAAGGAUAAAUUUGGCCCUGUCAGAUGGCCUAUCUAAUGAGUUUGACAUCUGGGUAAUGCCGUCAAUUUCUUCUAGAUUUUUCUGGAAACUGCAGUGCUAGUAUGAAAUGGUUGUGCUUUUUAAACAUAGUUGGGGUAUACACCAAUCGUUGAGAUUCAAAGGUAUUGAGCUGGCACCGUUUUAACGUCAUUGUCAAAAAAUAAUUAUUGAUAACUAAUGCUUAGCUGAAGCAGCUUGUAAUUUCCUGGAUUCUUUUUUUACUUGCCUCAUGUGUGUGUUUAAAAAGCUGCAGAUCUCUGCAGCAGACUGAGGGCGAGUGCUGUGAAACUACAAAGAGUUGGUAAUCAAUUGACCAAAUGUAGGUGAUACUGACAGCAGUAUCUCAGUUUGGGAAAAUUGCAGCAUGCAGGAGUUUUUUUUACUUCUGUGAAUUCACAUAGCACCUUGAGAGACACUACGAUGUCACUUGUGAACAUGGCCUAUUGUCUAGUAUUAUCAAUCAUAUGAUAAUCAUUGGCCAGAUUUUUCAUUGCAUCUUAUAGUCAUGUACAACUUGAGAAGGCAGCGAUGUUUCGACCUCAAAGGUGAAUCCACACUUGUGCGCCACUGAGCGUGCAUCCUAGAAUGUUGCAAGCGAGACGGUUUGUGAACUCGCUGUCGCAGAAUGUCAUGGAGUAAAAGGACAGGGCUACCUUUUUGGUCACAGAGCCAACUGGCUGGCACACUUGUCAUCAGGGUGGGGCUUUUGUUUUCUGAAGUUAGGUUUGACUACUCAAACCUCAAUAUAAUGAACAUAGGUGUAACGAAAUAUCGGCUAUCACGAAACGAAAAAUUGUCUUGCAAUGAAUGGAGCAUUAGAAAUAACCUUCAUAAUGAAUUUUCGGAUAGGACAAACUUAUUUUCUUGUGAGAUGCAUUGUUGUUAUAACGAGGUCCGAGUGUGAUGUUAUGUGCAGCACUGUGCAGCCAACAGGAAGAUUUGUAGUUGGACUACUGCAUAUAUUUUUCACGUUGGUUCAUCGUAACUAUGAACCGCAUCGCAGUUUUUCUACAGUGCCACUUGGUGUAGUAGCCACACUAGAUAUGCUGGAGAGACAAUUGUGCCUGUUGAAGGCUCUUGCACGCUCGGUGCUUGGCGAGGUGUGUUGUGUUAUUCUUACAUUGUUGGGUCGUACUUUCAACGAUCCAGUUCAACAUUUCCAUUCCUUGUUACUGUGUCAAUAGUUUAGCUCUCAUUCAGGCGCCGCUGUUGUGGGUGGCUUUGCUACACAGCACUGGUGAUAACAAAAAUAAAAAAAUAACAACAAAACAAAAUAAGUUAGAUAAACAAUUACAAUCAAACCUUUAUAUAAUGAACCCAGAUAUAGUGAAAUAUCGGUUAUAACAAAAUAAAUGAAUAGUCUUACAAUUGUAUUAGGAAUGAACCUUUAUAACAAAUCUUCACAUAUAACAAACAUAUUUUCAUCUACGAUGCAGCUUCAUUAUAGUGAGGUUAGAGUGUAUACUUGGUUUUAGUUUCCCACGUUCUAUUAACUUUUUUAUUGAUGAGAAAUUAUUAUUAUGCAAGUCUUUUGCUCGCCCUUAUAUGUAGUUUGUUAAAUGCGCGUGUAGUUUGCUUUUAUUUUGCCCAAAUUCAUCUACUCGCAAAUACAAGUUUUGGAGUAUUUAUUUAUUUACACCAAAUGGCCUUUAAAUGCUCUUUGUCAUCAUGGGGUUGGGUGAAGCACUGUGUGUAUUCAGACACUUCUGUGUUGGUUUUAAGUUUUCCGUGUGUUUAGCAAGUGUCACGCACCCUGCUACAGCUCUGUAUAUUUAUCAUUCGUUGUAAAUAUUUGUACAUAGCCUUAGGUUUUUAAAAAACUGUUUGAAAUGUACAGUAGCCUCGUUAGCCCAAAAAAUAUUGAACCAUGUUUGGAUGCUGUAGGCUGCUGUGUUACUAGCCCAAAAGAUAGUUUUUUUUUUUUUCUUAAAGGAAUGAAGGCUUUUGCAACUACUGUCUGUUAUACAUAUUUUUGUUGAGUAUUUAAGUGGCUUAGUUAAAGGUACAGACAACAUUGUGGGCUCUUUAACUGCUAGUGUUAUGGACAUGUUGUCGAGUUUCAUUGGCUUUUGUGAUGGACUGCAGCAUGUGUUGUACUGGCACAUAGCAGGUCAACCUUAUCAACAAUGCUCCAUUCAAUUGGUGGCAAGUAUUUAGAGUGAACCAAGCAACCAGCAUGCUAUGAUGAAAGUAAACCAAGUAAUCGGCCUGUAACAAUGAAUUUCAUGCAAUCAAAACUACGUUUGCAGCCCUUCAUCUCAUCUAUGUUUCAUUCACUUCUGAAAGAUAAGGCACUGGUCAUGUUCAUGACAGUAUAGCUGAUAGCGUCAAUGAAAUAAGCUGGUCAAGUCCAAAGUUUAGAUAGCCUUGACAUUUUAGGUCACCAUCCAAAAUUUUCGAAGUGCUGCUACUUUUGUGCAGUUACCGAGGUCGCAUGAGUGAGGCAUUGUUGUUCUGAGGGUGACCUGUGUUCAGGCAAGAGCAGUACGGAACCUUGUCCUGUAAUCAGUAGUGUAGAUGAAUAUAUUGCAUCAUUGAGAGACGUGCUUAUAUGCCAAAGUAAGUUAUCAGUUUGGACAAUCUUGAAGUGCACUUUUCGAUGCCCAAGAAAUCAUUCUGCCGCAGUGUACAGCUUCAAGUUGGGGUUUUUGAACAAUUCACAAAUUGGGAGUUGAGCAACACAGAGCUUCUGAAAGCAGUUAUUUUAGUACUUUGUAGUGAGCUUAAAUGUUGUAUUGCUGUGUUUCUAGAGUUUGUUGUGCUUUGGAUUGUAAAAAAAAUUUGCUACCAUCUGGUCGAUCAAUACUGUUGGCAUCUGCUGUUGAGAUAGGAAUGGCAGCAAUAAAAUUAUUAUGGUUCGUUAA